GCAUAUAUAGAGAAUAUGUCAAAGAGUUGUACAUUUAAACAUUUAAGGUUGGGACAAAGUUGCCCCCGAAUCAAGUCGUCGCAUCAUAGUUAUCUUCGCUACCACCAUUUUUAUGCCGGAGAUAAAAAUUAUCAAACAAAAUUUAUUUCCGAUUUAACCGGCAUUACUCCUAGGAUCAACAUGGCUUUGUCAACUGUAAGGGCAGCGAACAUGAGAAACUUGAAUUUUAUUCGAUCAUUUAGCACAACAUACGCCCGGCUAGAGAAGGCUCCUAUUCAAGUUUUUGGUGUAGAAGGAAGAUAUGCUCAUGCUUUAUUUGGAGCAGCUAGUCAAAAAAGUUCAUUAGAUAAAGUUGAAGCUGAGCUCCUUAAACUCAGGGACAUGUUUAAAAAAGAAACAAAACUUACAGAAUAUUGCAAAGAUCCUUCUAUCAAUAAGUAUGAAAAACAAGAUGUUAUUGUUCAAGUGAUGACGUCCAAAAAAUAUUCAGAUAUUAUUGUCAAUUUCAUGGGUUUGCUUGCAGAAAACAGUCGAUUGAAACGUCUUGAUGGUGUUAUUAAUGCUUAUACUAAAAUCAUGAGAGCUCGUCGUGGGGAAGUAGAUUGCAAGAUUGUAACUGCAAAGCCAUUGGAUGCCGCUACGAUGAAAACUCUAAGCGAGACAUUAAAGAAGUUUAUUAAACCCACUGAAACGCUUAAAAUAGAAUCAUUAAGCGAUCCUUCUAUUAUUGGAGGUAUGGUAAUAAAUUUGGGAGAUUACUUUAUUGAUAUGUCAACUGCAACAAAAGUCAAAAAACUUUCUCGUGCUCUUAAAGGAAUUGAGUAAAUAAGGAAAUAACAUUUAAACUGAUAUUAAGAAUUUUCUGUAUUUUGGUUUAUAUUUGAAAAUAUAAAUUAUGAAUAAAA
Hydra vulgaris (swiftwater hydra) is the source of this 905-nucleotide messenger RNA. RefSeq names its product ATP synthase subunit O, mitochondrial. NCBI's taxonomy places the organism in Eukaryota, Metazoa, Cnidaria, Hydrozoa, Anthoathecata, Hydridae. Gene Ontology annotation, molecular function: proton-transporting ATP synthase activity, rotational mechanism. The record is from RefSeq and is a predicted model, not a curated record. Gene Ontology annotation, biological process: proton motive force-driven mitochondrial ATP synthesis.